Messenger RNA from Ilyonectria robusta, 1653 nucleotides. RefSeq lists its product as uncharacterized. NCBI's taxonomy places the organism in Eukaryota, Fungi, Ascomycota, Sordariomycetes, Hypocreales, Nectriaceae. Gene Ontology annotation, cellular component: membrane. Gene Ontology annotation, biological process: metal ion transport; transmembrane transport. The transcript has 6 exons. The coding region runs from base 1 to 1653 and encodes 550 amino acids. Gene Ontology annotation, molecular function: metal ion transmembrane transporter activity. The record is from RefSeq and is a predicted model, not a curated record.
AUGGCCGGCCGCUCCAACGUGUCGUUCACUACUGACAGGGACGGGCUGCCCGUUGCGCGCCCGGACCAAUUCCUGCAGGAAUAUGCAGAUUGCGAAUUCAUGGCGACUGUCAUGGGCUUCGACAGACGAGGGGCAUCCAUGAACGAAGUUUCUGUCCACGAGCUUCUUCGACAACCCUAUUAUUCGGACCAGGAACAUCGGUGGUUUCACCUUCCAGCCAAUAACGCCCUGAUGAUCAAAUUGUUUGGUCGUCAUAUCGCCAGCGAGCUCCUGCGAAUAGACCGAUGGAAGCUUCUGGCGGCAUACCGCGACAACGACCACCCUCUCCACGUUCGUCGCACUUUGGAUCAGUACUUCUACCAUAUGCUACAGAACACCAGAUCGCGCGAUACGGACCAAGUGAUAUCUCGCUUCCAGAGUAAACACGACCUGAAGCCCGCAAUUCUCACUAUGGUUGACCAGCUGUGGCUCUGGGUGGUGUCAGGCGUAGAUGAUGACAUUGAUGAGAGUGACAGAGAACCUUCCUGCUUCACGGGAAAAUGCACCGUCAUCACCUGCUUCCCUCAAGUGACUCCAAAAAGCGACAAUAUCGACUUCCCAGACUGUCGCGGCCUCACAGACGUUCUAACAAGUAUCAAGGCAGGACUUGGAUAUGGAUCAGACCUAGACCCUAGCCACCUUGUCUCCCUGAUCAUAUCCACCUGCUCCGGCUCGUUAAUGGACCAGUCGAGCCACCUGGUAUUCGGGCAGACGCUUGUGCGGUUUUCCGACGCCUAUGAAAGCACUAUCAAGGCCGCGAUGGACCAGGAGGCAGAGAUCUUCCGACAGUUUUCCAAGUCGACGGCCCAGUCAGACCUCGUGGAUAUAACACGAGAGAUCUCCGUACUGCGAGAGAUGAAGGACGUCGUAGACGAGCUGGGCAUUAUGUCCAAGUUGUUCGUGGACCAGCUAGACGUUCUUGGAAUUCUGCGGGAGGAAAAGGGACCUGGAUGGCACCCCAUGCACUCAGACCUGGCUCUUGAAAAGAUACGGAACAUGGACUCACUUUCCAGGAAGGUCACGGAUGACUUGCACGUACUCGUGGACCUGAAGCAGAAGCACAGUACGAUGAUGGAUGCUCGCGCUACCGCGAGGCAGGGAAAAACGCUCAUGGUCUUCACCGUUGUCACCAUUGUUUUUCUGCCACUAUCAUUCAUGGCCGCGUUCUUCGCUCUCAACAUCACGCAGUUCCGGCGCGAUAAGGGGGGGACUUUGGAUUUGGCCUACGUCUCAGAAAUCAUGUAUACGCAAAACAUCUGUCACCUCAUUUCAAUGCCGUCGCGCUUGACUGACACUGGCCUUGCUGUUCCCAUCUCGGCCGCCAUUACUGCCAUUCUCAUCUAUUUUGCGUUCAAGGUCGAGGAUCUCGAGAUCGGGUUGCAGAAAAUCGGGUUGAAGAGGGCCGAAGCUGGUUCCAGAGCUGUGUGCGAUGACCCCAAGGAAAAAUCUGGUGCCGCGAGAUGGACUAAGCGGGAGUCCCGGGACUUGACGGAACAGUUCGCGCUAGUUCGGAGGAAGAUGAUCAUGACUAGGGAAGACACAGUCCUGUCAAAGGGGAAAGAAGUGUCGGAUGGGGACGUGGAGGCACAGCGGGACGCCACGGAUCCGAAUUGA